CGGCGGUGAGCAGUGGCUGCAAGGGGCGCUGCCAGAUCGAUCGUCACUGGGCGGCCAUGUCGGCGGCCGCCGCGCCGGCGGCGCCUCCGUCGCGCACGCUGGUCGCCGCCCACUGCUGCGCCAACGUCGCGCUCUCCAUCACGCUGGUGCUGCUCAACAAGUGGGUCUACACGCACGUCGGCUUCCCAAACAUGACGCUGACGCUGCUGCACUUCGUGACGUCGUUCGCGCUGUGCGCGCUGAGCCUGCGCGCCGGCCUGUUCGCGGCCAAGCGGGUGCCAUUGCUGGACAUGCUGCCGCUGGCGGCCGCCUUCUGCGGCUUCGUCGUGCUGACUAACCUCAGCCUGCAGUACAACACGGUCGGCACCUACCAGGUGGCCAAGGUGAUGACGACGCCGGGCGUCAUCGCCAUCGGCGCCUGCCUGUACGGCAGGAGCUUCACCUUCGGCGUGAAGCUGUGCACGAUUCCGAUCACCGUCGGAGUGAUAUUAAACUUCUGUUUUGACCUGAAGUUUAAUGUCAUUGGGUUCUUCAUGGCAUGUGCCGGAGUAGUCGUCACUUCAUUUUACCAAGUGUGGGUGGGCCGCGUUCAGACCGAGCACCGGCUGAACGGCCUGCAGCUGCUCCUGUACCAGGCGCCGCUGUCGGCCGGCCUGCUGCUGUGCGUGGCGCCGUUGUUUGAGUCCGUCUCCGAGACCCUCUCCCGUCCGCUGACGCCGCAGCAGACUGCGCUGGUGGUGUGCUCGUGCGUCAUGGCGUUCGUCAUCAAUCUGAGUAUCUACUGGCUGAUCGGCAACACGUCCCCCCUCACGUACAACAUGAUCGGCCACUCCAAGUUCUGCCUGACGGUGGCGGCCGGCUUUAUCGUGUUCCACGACCCCCUCCAGCUGAACCAGAUCAUGGGCAUCAGUCUCACCAUGCUCGGCAUCAUCGUCUACAGCCACCUGAAGAUGAAGCAGUCGGCGUCGGUGCGUUUGCCGACUGUCAACGGUGCCCUCAAACGGUCGCUGAUGUAGGCGCGGCAGGCCGGCCGUCCGCCGCCGCGUGGCGCCCGGCUGACCUCGGCCGGGCGUCACUACAUGGGCCGAGAGUCCCGGGAGGUGUCCAGAAGGAGAGGGGAGGGGACGACACCAGCAGUCGCCAAAGAGAGCCGAGCCGGAGAUGUGGCAGUGUUGGGAAAGGAAUUGGGACGGUAACCAGUGGCAUCGAUACACCUGUGUGAAAAUCGCUUGCGUAAGCGGCCAGUCGUUCUACUGUGAGAUCAUUUGUGUUAUUAUCAGCAUGUUGAAAUGAUGCGCUUUUGUUUCUUGUGGCAUGCUAAACGUUUCGCCGCGUGCCACUACAGGCAUCGUUUACCACAUUUCGCUUAGGGUGGGAGGUGGAUUGUCGUGACGCUGGCGUGGCAGAUUCUUAACGAGCGAGCGGGCUCGCAAACGUCACCCGUGGUGUUUGUCUCGCUUUUUAUGUCAUACUGGCGGGGGGGG
This is a messenger RNA of Pollicipes pollicipes, 1484 nucleotides long. RefSeq names its product solute carrier family 35 member E3. The coding region runs from base 57 to 1016 and encodes 319 amino acids. The transcript has 6 exons. The record is from RefSeq and is a predicted model, not a curated record. Lineage: Eukaryota; Metazoa; Arthropoda; Thecostraca; Pollicipedomorpha; Pollicipedidae.